This is a messenger RNA of Papilio xuthus (Asian swallowtail), 1456 nucleotides long. RefSeq names its product leucokinin (gene Kin). Lineage: Eukaryota; Metazoa; Arthropoda; Insecta; Lepidoptera; Papilionidae. The record is from RefSeq and is a predicted model, not a curated record. Bases 104 to 1168 code for a protein of 354 amino acids. The transcript has 2 exons.
CGUUGUUACUGCGCCGACAAUUUCCACAGUAAGAGUUUACACGUGUUAAGUGCUGUGUGUGUUAUUCUGUGUCUUGCUGUUAUGCUGUAAAUUAUCCAGAAACAUGAAUUUCUAUUGGCUCUUCCUGACGUGCUGGUGCGUUGGUGGUGCACGGCUGCAGUACGUCAGCAGCAGUGGACCCGGCACCGACGCUCUACUUGAUAACUUCGACUCAUCAAUAUCAUACUCUCAGCUUCCUUUCGCUGCAUACUACAAUCUGCCAGCUCGGAAUGAAUUCGAUUACAUUAACGACGUACCUAUCACUGACCCCCAUACGCAGUACUACGAAAAUGAUGACAAUCAAAUGGCCGAUUUAAAAAGAAAUCGACGGAUGGUUGACUACGAUAACACCGGGAGGGAAGGUAACUGGCCACCAAAUGUUUCCGCCAUUGCUGACAUAGACAAAACAGCGUACGGUCCCGAAGAAGAUAAAGAGGACAAUGGCGUCAUGAUACAGAACAUAUCCAAUAUACCCGAUGAAAAUGCUCGUGAGUUCAGACUAGUUAAUGAUUUCGAAAAGAAGAACUUCAGUCCGUGGGGAGGGAAGAGAGACAAGACAAACAUCGAGCAUAUGUGGACAUGGAAGCGCGCUGCGAACAUUCGAGAGCCGAACAUGCCGAAACGCGUGCGCUUCAGCCCCUGGGGCGGGAAACGGAGCGGACAAAUGGUCUACAAAUCUGGAACUAAAGGAACCAAAUUUAUCUUUUCGACAACGGUACCCGAACUUACGCGUAUAGUGACUAAUUAUUCUCCGAAUAGUAAGAGGUUGGAUUUGCGAGGAUUCCAGUUCGUUCCUUCGGUGGACAAGCGACAUCCCAUCAAGAUCUUGGCGCUGAGUACUAAGGUUCAUGAUCGUGCGCUCCGAGAAGCCCUACCUUAUAAGAGUUUUAUGGAAAGUCUCCCGCGUGUGUUCAAGCCUGGCCAUACAUACUCAGAUGUCACAUUAAAAACUGACGGCAAAAGGAAAGUGAAAUUCAGCGCUUGGGGAGGGAAACGAUCUCCGCCCAUCAUCGGUCCCAUCUGGACUCCGGCACCGCAGAAUGUUAAGGAAUCAACUCUUGAUGCAAUUCUCGUAAUCCGAAAUAAUCCAGACCAAACGCAUUUGUUAACUAACCCACAACAAAUUUAAACACGGACAUGAGUGACUAGUAUCAUUUUUUUUAAAGUAACCGUGACUAUGGCUUCAAAUAGGCGUUUAAAAUUAAGUGCCAUAAUGCGUACUGGUUGGUAAAUAUACAAUUAAAAAUAUGAAUCCUCCGUGAAGAGGCUGGCUUUACGGAGGACGAGCUUGGCUUCUUUACUAUUAAAAAUUACAACAGAUUAAUAAAAUAAUAACAAAUUAAUCAAUUAAUUGUUAUCGGUUACUUAGUUAGUUAUGUAAAUUAAUGUUGAAGUUGUAUUGUUUUUAAAUAACGAA